AACCAACUCUACUACGCAUGCAGCAUUGGCCCUCGGAUGGUAACAACGUUCACCCUCGCAUAGUCCUUGUCGUUCCACCUCUUCGUUGAAGAAACAACACGCUCCGACCCCUAAGCAAACUCAAACCUCUCCUUUCUACUCACUCCUUUAACCUUUCCUAAUCCGCCACCAUGUGGAAAGAUCAUCUACAUUUCUCCCUUCUCGGAGAACACGUCUUGUUUCCCGGCCUUCAUCUUGAAACACCCCGGCACUUCCUAGUUGCUUCAAUCCUGGCAUUUGUUCUGUGUCUAUCCGAGAGAGCUUUGACCUAUGCUAUCACCAAGCAAUGGAAUCCAUUUGUUUGGACACGACGUACACGUCUACGAAAGGCACUGUGGAAAACAUGCCUGUAUUGGAUCGUCACGCUUGACAGAUUGAUGUACAUGUUGUUGGCAAUGACUUUCAAUGUCGGAUUGAUCAUGGUCGCUGUCACCGCCUUGUCAAUAGGACAAUUUGUCAUUGAAUAUCUUGAAGAAUCUCAGAACGAGCAGCGGUAUCGACGAGACUCUGAAAACGUCAAAGAGCCACUGCUCGAAUCACCUACCGUGUACGAGCCACCCGUAGCUCUCCACUCAUAUCCCUCCUAUCGUUCCCUUCCAUCACCAACAUACACUCGAUCCUCGCCACUAUCCCUCUCACCCGUCUCCUUGAACACACACCAAGUAUUCCCCAACCCUGACCUACACUCAAUUCCAUCUCUUCCACCACCGUCAAGUUCCAACCUUGACUCUUCUAUCUCUGGAGCCUCCGGAGCAGUUAUCGGCCGACCACGUUCGAAGUCGAAACCAACGAGCAUCUUCAUCCACCCGACAGAAUCCAAUCUUGCUAGAGCGGACGCCGCAGCCCAACAAAUGGGUUUGCAAGGUGAUACUGAGCUUGUGAAGGCGUCCCUAUACCCGGCUGAAGAGGAGGCUGCUUGGGAAAUUGGAAAGGGGAAGGAUGUUGCGAGGCAGCUGAUGGGUUUGAGGAAAAAUACACUAUAAGUCGUUUGUCGUAAUGUGCAGAACUGGAUGCUGAGUUUAAAUAUGUGUAUUCGUUUGUAUAAUCGUAGAGACAUGGAAGCCGGCCUUCUUCAAUCAGUCAAUCAACUUGUUCGCUCAUUGUUACAAUGGUCGUGAAUCGUGAUCGUCAUGAAUAUUAAAUUAAAUGCAACCGU
Somion occarium is the source of this 1195-nucleotide messenger RNA. NCBI's taxonomy places the organism in Eukaryota, Fungi, Basidiomycota, Agaricomycetes, Polyporales, Cerrenaceae. The record is from the annotation of a GenBank genome assembly.